Cyclocybe aegerita is the source of this 1848-nucleotide messenger RNA. NCBI's taxonomy places the organism in Eukaryota, Fungi, Basidiomycota, Agaricomycetes, Agaricales, Hemipholiotaceae. The record is from the annotation of a GenBank genome assembly.
AUGUCGUCCUCCUCCCCAUCUGUUAUCGACGAUGUGCCCUCCAUCGAUGAGGUGGUCAACGUCCCAGGCUCCGUUCUCUCCUUCAAGCAUCUCGGAUAUUGCGUGAAGGGCAAGGAUUGCAGCAAAAUACUUGUCGAGGAUGUCUCCGUGGAUAUCCAUGCUGGCGAGUUACUAGCCAUAAUGGGCCCAUCUGGAGCUGGGAAGAGCACUCUGCUAGAUUUGAUGUCAUUCCACAAGGCGACUACUCCCGACGCGAAUGCGAUGCACAAGAUCUCCAACUUCGUCGAGCAGGAGGAUGCCCUACUCGGAGUGUUGACUGUCCGAGAGUCGAUCACCUACGCUCUCCGACUCCACCUUCCACUCCUCCCCCGCAAGCAAGUGCAUGACCGUGUGGAACGGACAAUCAAAGCUUUAGGCCUUCAAUCGUGCGCGAAUCAGCGCAUCGGAACACCUAUCCAACGAGGCAUUUCGGGAGGUCAAAAGCGGCGAGUCACUGCUGCAUGUGCAAUGGUCACGUUCCCGAGAAUCUUGUUCCUCGACGAAGUGACAUCUGGGCUCGACAGCACCUCUGCCCGUGAGGUCAUCGCGUCCAUUAGCCACCUCUCGAAGGCGGAGGGCAUGAUCGUCAUCGCCUCAAUCCACCAGCCUUCCAUGGAGACGCUUUCGCAAUUCACGAACGUCAUGCUCCUGGCUGGAGGCAAGGUCUGCUACUCCGGCCGUGUUGACGAGCUGGAAGGCUUCUUCGAGAAGUGGGGACGGCCGGUUGGACGUUUCACUACGCCCUCCGACCAUGCCAUGAACUUCCUAAACACUGACUUCCUGCACCCCUCCACCUCCGCCGAGAUCAUCCGCGAGUUCCGCGAGUUCUACCUCUCCUGGUCUGCCAGCGACCCGGCCUCAGAGCCAUUCGACGAGAAGAAACUUCUCGCUUAUCCCACAGACAAAAAUUCUGGCGCCGUCGAUGGCAAGGCCGGCUCUAUUGGGACCUUGUUCUGGAAUACGCUGGUACUCGCGGAGCGCACGGCCAUGAACUACUCGCGCAACCUGUUGGCAUAUGGAGUUCGAUUGGGGAUGUACGGCGGGAUGGGUCUGAUGCUCGCAACGAUAUGGAUCCGCCUCGGAAGCGAAGACACGACCAUCAACGAUCGGCUGUCGGUCCACUUCUACAGUGUGGCGUUCCUUGCCUUUAUGUCGGUAGCUGGUAUCCCCGCAUUUCUGGAAGAGCGCUCCGUAUACUACCGCGAGACGAAGAAUGGACUGUACACCACCCUCCCGUUCGUCCUGUCGAACACGCUCGUGAACAUACCUUUCCUCUUCCUGUGCACCUUUUUCUUCACCGUUAUAUGUUAUUGGGCCAUCGGAUUGCACGGUGGCGCAGUGCCGUUUUUCCGCUUCCUCGCCUUCCUGUUCCUGUCCAUCCUCGCGGCGGAGAGCCAAGCUCUGGUUGUUGCGUCACUCCUCCCCAUAUUCGUUGCCGCUCUGGCUAUUAGUGCUUUUUUAAACGGCUUCUGGAUGAGCGUUGGUGGAUAUUUCAUGCGUGCCCGGUCCCUUCCCCGCUUCUGGUACUACAGCUUCCAUUUUAUGGAUUAUCAAAAAUACGCCUUCGAGCUUCUCACAAACUCUGAUCUACGAGGCCUAACCUUCAAGUGCAGCACUAUCGUCAACGACCAGUGCGUUUGCGCGUACCCAACGUCCACCCCUGCCUCGUGCACCGUGUCAGGUGCCGAUGUCCUUGAUUAUCUGGACAUAGGAGGCAUCUCGUACGGGAGAUGGGCUGCUAUCCUCACCUGUGUCACCAUUAUCUAUCGGAUCGCGUUGUACUUCGCACUGAAGGUUCGUUCGACAUGA